GAGGAACAGAACAAGACAUGAGAUACCUGCUGUUAGCGUGAGGCGUUUUGUUCUGCACUUGGACAGGUGUUAACAUCAGGAAUAAAGAACUGCAGGCUUGUUACAAGUCGGAACCACUGAACAAAGGAUGACAAACAUUUCACGUCAUCUCGUCAACCACCUCCUGACGUUUUCCCUCCAGGAUGGGGAUGUGAAAAGCGUGGAGGAAGCCCAGGCCCGACUGUCGUUCCUGGCUGAGAACAACAAGCUGUGGAGUCAACAGAUGUUCCUCGACAUUGGAUCAGAGGCCAUUCAUCUCACAGACAUACAGAGCCAGGACGAGCUGGAGAAGUAUGCUUUCAACUCAAUUUUCCGCUGUGAUGCCAUUAACAAAGAAAAACACUUCCCGUCGCUCCUUCUGCUCGUCUGCCAAAGUGCUCAUCAGAAAAAGCCAGACAUUCACUUCUUCAACUGCGAGACUGUGAGGGCUGAGCGGAUCUGUGACGACAUCUCACGCGCCGUUUCAGGUUCUGCAUCCAGUAGGAGUAAGCAGCUCCCUGAUGCCCUCAGGAGUGGAAGAGAGAUGAAUGAGCCCUAUGAUAUCCCAUAUCCCCCUAUCCCACAUGCUCCAAAUCCUCCACCAGCCAAUCCUCCACCUUAUCCUGGACCCAGAGCCAACGGAGGUGUGAACGGCGGGCCUGAUAUCGCUUUCAUGCGAGCGGAGAGAGAAGUGGGGAUCCUCAAUCACUGUUUUGACGACAUUGAGAGCUUCAUGGCCAAGCUGCAGCAGACUGCGGAGGCUGCCACGGUGCUGAACCAGAGGAAGAAGAAAAAGAAGAAAAGCAAAAAACAAAGUGCUGAGGAGGAUUUACUGACUGCAAAGGCCCGUCCACCACCAGAGGAGGAGUUUAUUGAUAUCUUCCAGAAAUUCAAAUACUGCUUCAGCCUGCUGGCUCGUCUGAAAUCGACCAUCGCCAAUCCCUCAUCAGAAGAGCUCGUUCAUCAUGUAUUCAAGCCUCUGGAUAUGAUGGUGAAAACUACAAGUGGUCCAGGUCUGGGAGCCUCAGUGUCCAGCCCUGCUCUGACCAGCUCAGCCGUGUCCCUGCUGGAGGACAACCUGAACGAGGAGGAGAGGCAGCUGUGGACGUCUCUGGGUUCAAACUGGACUCUUCCUCGCUCUCAGCUCAGAGGACCGGUAGCUCCGUACACCCCCGUGUUCCUGGAUGGUUGGAAGCCGGAAGCCUCGAGGCCAGACGGGCAGGUUUGGGAGGAUCCAGUCGAGUCACAGCACAAACAUGAAGCCCUCCGAGUAAAACAAGAGCAGCAGCAGGCAGCUCAGCCGGUCCGACCUCCCACCAUUGAUGCGACGGACGGUGGCACAGCUCCAACUCCAGAGCCUGAGAGACUCUACUGCUGCAGCUACGACUUCAUUGCCAGAAACAACAGCGAGCUCUCCAUUCAAAAAGGGGAAGUCCUCGAGGUGCUUGAAUCAUCCAAGCGCUGGUGGAAGUGUCGUAAUCGGUUCAACGAGGUUGGCUUCGUUCCCCAUAACAUGCUGGAACCCAUGGCCCACAUAGACAGCCCCGUCAACAGCAAACCGGCCAACGUUCCAGCCCCGCCCACGCUCACCAAGACUCUGUCACUGGUCCCGCCCAGCCCUCCUGCCCCCGCCCCCCCAGCCCCGGCACUGGCCCCGGCCCUGGCCCCGCACCCGUCCCCCUCGGCCCAGCGGCCGGUCAGCUUACCGCCGUACAGUCACCACGUACCGGCUGCAGAGGAAACAGAGAAAGUCAUGUUGGUGAACGACGAGCUGCUGCACAGGCUGACCAACGGGAAGACCAAUCUGAACAAACCUCUGGUCAUCCCUCGCUCUGCAGAGACCUCCGUCCCUCUGGACUAUCACUCUCCUCCAGACGAGGUGGCCAACUGGCUCCGAGGGAAGGGCUUCAGUGAACCCACCGUGUUAUGUCUUGGAGUGCUGACAGGAGCCCAGCUCUUCUCCCUCAACAAGGAGGAGCUACGAGCUGUGAUUCCAGAGGAGGGCGCCAGAGUGUACAGCCAGCUCACUGUACAGAAGGCACUGCUGGAGGAUGCUCGAAGGGCCACAGAGUUGGAGACGGUCAUGGAGAAACAGAAAAUGAAGGUUGAUCUGAAACUAGAGAGCGGCACACUGUGAAAACCAAGUAUCUACAGAGUGACUCCUGGAUUUGUGUGUUUUAUGGCAUGACUUCAGCUUGCAGAAAUUUGAGGUUUAAUCACAAAUUGCUAAUGCAAGGAGGCCCUGUGCAAAUGAAAUAUAUUAACACUAAAGUGCAUUACUCUAACAUAUAUGUUGUUCAUCUUUAACUUGUUUUUUUUGUUUGUUUAGUUCUGGAUUAAAUUAAAGUGGACCUGAAAUACUGGA
Molecule: messenger RNA, 2383 nt
Organism: Sphaeramia orbicularis (orbiculate cardinalfish)
Lineage: Eukaryota; Metazoa; Chordata; Actinopteri; Kurtiformes; Apogonidae
Product: epidermal growth factor receptor kinase substrate 8-like protein 1
Exons: 19
Coding region: 128-2155 (675 amino acids)
Biological process (GO): Rho protein signal transduction; positive regulation of ruffle assembly; regulation of Rho protein signal transduction
Cellular component (GO): vesicle; ruffle membrane; plasma membrane
Molecular function (GO): actin binding
Source: RefSeq, a predicted model, not a curated record